Molecule: messenger RNA, 2579 nt
Organism: Quercus robur (English oak)
Lineage: Eukaryota; Viridiplantae; Streptophyta; Magnoliopsida; Fagales; Fagaceae
Product: xyloglucan glycosyltransferase 4
Exons: 4
Coding region: 306-2294 (662 amino acids)
Cellular component (GO): Golgi apparatus
Molecular function (GO): glycosyltransferase activity
Source: RefSeq, a predicted model, not a curated record
CUCUCUCUCUUAGCUGCAUUAUGCUUUAACCUGGAAUACCAGUUGUCAAACUUCCAAGUUCAACUCCAUCUGAAACCUGGUAUUCUGUUUCCACUCUGAAUUCAAAGAUCCAGAUUUCAGAGAAUAUCAUAUAAAACUGACAGUUUUCAUGGUCUGCUUCUCCUACUUUCUCUUCUAUAAUGCUAUACCAGAGUCAUAACUGAAUUACAAGCUCACCCCAUAUAUAUUCUUUUCAAAAAUCUUGAUCUGGGCAGUGAUUCAUUUUUCCACUUUCUUUCCUGUGAAUUUGAAUUCCAGGAAAAGAAAUGGCAACAAACACUGUUGUGGUCACAAUUGAGAAGCCUAACAACUUAUCUUUUCCAGAGGUCAAUGGUUCAGAUUCAUUGUUGCUUCCAGAUAAACAGAAGGCUGCGAGUCCCAAGCAAUUUACAUGGGUUCUUCUUCUCAAAGCUCACAGAGUUCUGACCAGUCUUUCAUGGGUGGCCAUGACUUUCAAGUCCAUGUUUCUUUCAAUUAAGAAACGCAUUGCCUUAUCUGAUGUAAGUGAAGAAGAGCCCAAGAGCAGAGGAAGGUUGUAUAGAUUUAUCAAAGUUUUUCUUGUUAUUUCGAUUUUAGCUUUGGUGUUAGAAAUCAUUGCUCAUUUCAAGAAAUGGAAUUUGCAAAUGCUUCGCCCUUGGGAGGUUCAGGGUCUUGUGCAAUGGUCCUAUAUGGCUUGGCUGUCUUUUAGAGUUGACUAUAUUGCUCCUUUUGUGAUAUUUCUUUCUAAAUCCUGCACUGUGCUAUUCUUGAUUCAAUCUCUCGAUCGGCUAGUUCUAUGCAUUGGGUGUUUCUGGAUUAAGUACAAGAAGCUGAAGCCCACAAUAGAAGGAGAAGCUUAUGAUAUUGAGGAUUGUUCAAGUUUCCCAAUGGUCCUUGUUCAGAUUCCAAUGUGCAAUGAGAGAGAGGUAUUUGCACAAUCAAUUGCUGCUGCCUGUCAGCUUGAUUGGCCAAGGGAACGAGUUUUAAUUCAAGUCCUAGACGAUUCAGAUGAUGGAAAUCUACAGCUUCUAAUCAAAGAUGAAGUCUCAUCGUGGUGUGAGAAGGGGGUAAACAUAGUAUACAGACAUCGAUUAAUCAGAACUGGGUACAAAGCUGGCAAUCUAAAAUCAGCCAUGGGCUGUGAUUACGUCAAAGAUUAUGAAUUUGUUGCAAUACUUGAUGCAGACUUCCAGCCAAAUCCUGAUUUCCUUAAAUUAACUGUUCCUCACUUCAAGGGAAAUCCUGAAUUGGGCCUUGUCCAGGCUCGCUGGUCAUUUGUGAACAAGGAUGAGAAUUUGCUUACAAGGUUGCAGAACAUCAAUCUCUGCUUCCAUUUUGAGGUGGAGCAGCAAGUCAAUGGUGUUUUUCUCAAUUUCUUUGGAUUCAAUGGAACAGCAGGAGUUUGGAGAAUUGAGGCUUUAGAGGACUCAGGAGGCUGGCUUGAGAGAACCACAGUUGAGGAUAUGGACAUUGCAGUUCGGGCACACUUGAACGGAUGGAAAUUCAUCUUCCUCAAUGAUGUCAAAGUGCUUUGUGAAUUACCGGAGUCUUAUGAAACUUAUAAGAAACAACAGCAUCGCUGGCAUUCGGGUCCAAUGCAGCUCUUCCGCCUAUGCCUUCCUGCUAUCAUAACUUCUAAGAUAACAAUAUGGAAGAAGGCCAACCUGAUAUUGCUUUUCUUUCUUCUUAGGAAACUUAUACUUCCCUUUUACUCAUUCACAUUGUUCUGUAUCAUACUUCCAUUGACCAUGUUCAUUCCUGAGGCAGAACUACCGCUUUGGGUAAUUUGUUAUGUCCCCAUCUUCAUGUCUUUUUUGAACAUUCUCCCAUCACCAAAACAAUUCCCUUUCUUGGUUCCUUACCUACUUUUUGAGAACACAAUGUCUGUUACAAAAUUCAAUGCCAUGGUCUCUGGGCUAUUCCAGUUGGGAAGUGCUUAUGAGUGGGUAGUGACUAAGAAGACUGGUAGAUCAUCUGAAUCAGAUCUAUUGGCCUUUGCUGAGAGAGAAUCAAAGUCUUUGAGUGAAGAGAAGAUCAGUAGGAGGCAUUCUGAGUCUGGUUUAGAAUUGUUGAGUAAACUCACAGCAGAAGAUGUCCCUUCUGUGAAGAAGAAAAACAAGCUCUACAGGAAGGAGCUUGCACUUGCUUUGCUUCUACUCACUGCAUCAGCCAGGAGUCUCUUAUCAGCACAUGGAGUUCAUUUCUAUUUCUUGCUAUUCCAAGGAUUGUCUUUCCUUGUCGUAGGCUUGGACUUAAUUGGCGAGCAGAUGAGCUAAAUGGAGUACACAAAUUUUCAUUCUUUGAUAUUUAUUUUUUGGCGCUUACACAGAAUUGAAAAUUUUAAAAAGGGAGAUUUUCAUGCAUGUUUGAUGAGCAUCUCCAGUUCUGUAGCAUUUAAUCCUUGGCUGGAACUGGAUAUAAUAUAGUCACAUAUUAGGAAUACUUGCUAUCAGGAUCAUUGGAUAAAGAUAAAAGUAAAUUGUGUUUAUUAUAGAAUCAUAUAUCUUGUCAGUGUUUGAAUAAUGAAAGCCUUUCUAAUACAAAAUUGAGCAGUUCAGACA